AUGAGUCACAGGAUGGAUGACAGGUUCGGCUUCCCGCACAGACUCGCUCAUGAUACGUAUUCACAACACAAGCCGAGACGAUCGGAAUUAGAAACCAGGAAGACUUCUACGGAUAUGAGCUCAACAAUCCCCAGAUCUGGAAAGUGCAAUGAGAAAGAGUUAAUGCAUGGCUUGAACGACCGACUUGCAGGUUUUAUAGAGAAGGUGCACCAGCUGGAACAACACAACCAGCUCCUGGAGAGAGAAAUUGAAGACAUUAGAGGGAAAGUCAAGCCCGCAUCUUGUUUGCAGGAGGAGUAUGGCCCAGAGCUGCGGAGACUGAGGCAGCUGGUGCAGGAUAUCACCCAUCAGAAGAACCAAAUUGAAAUCGAACAUCAUAAUCUGGAGGAAGAUCUUUCCACCUUGAGGAGACAGCAUGAGCGAGAGACAGAGAGUAGAUCAGAGGCUGAGAGCAACCUCAUGGUCCUGAAGAAAGACAUGAGCGACGCAUAUCAGGCCAAACUACUGUUGGACAGUAAAGUGGAGUCCCUUGUGGAUGAAAUCAACUUUCUGAAGGGGAACCACAAGGCCGAAGUGUCAGAGAUGUUUGAUCAGAUCCAAAAUGCUCAGGUCAAAUUUAAAGCGCACGAAUUUGGCCACUCCGACGUCACCGCGGCACUCCGUGACAUCAGGAGGCAGCUGGAAAGUCACACCGUGUCCGACGUCAAGCAGGCCGGGGAAAGUUUCCGAGCUCAGUUCGCCAGACUGACGGAGGCUGCCGAGGCCAAGAGAGAGGCGCUAAAAGCGAGCCAACAGGAGAUCCAGGAGUACAAGAAGCGUCUGCAGGCCAAGAGCAUUGAGAUGGACUGUGCUAAAGGCACCAGAGAAGCUCUGGAGAAGCAACUUCAUGAUGUCGAGGAUCGCCACAAGGAGGAACUCAUUCACUAUCAGAAUACAAUCAAAGAGCUUGAAAAUGAGCUUAUAAACUGCAAAUUUGACAUGUCUGGCUACCUAAGGGAGUACCAUGACCUCCUGAAUGUGAAGAUGGCUUUGGAUGUGGAGAUAUUGUCCUACAGGAAACUCCUCUGUGGCGAGGAGGCUCGGCUGUCCGCCAUCUCUGACCCCCAUGUCCCCUUGCCCCAUAUCUACCAUCAGUCACCAAUUUACACCCUCCCUAGCUUCAGUCGCCCAGGAGUCACACAAAGACGAGCAGAACCCAAGUACAAGUUUGUGGAGGAGAUCAUAACAGAAACCACCAGGGAGAUCGAGAUGACAGAGUUUGAGGAGACAGGAUCAGAACAGACAGAUGUGGGGAAGGAUGAGCAGGAAUGUGGAAAAAGUGAGAGAGGGGGCAGCAAAGAAGAGGGUGAUCAUAAGGACAGUCGACAGGAUGAGGGAAACCAGAUGUCUGAUAGUCAGCAGAGUCAAGUAGCAUCAGAUGAAAGGUUGGAGAGGGAAGAUGAUGAUGCAAAGAUAGCUGAUAACGUGGAGGAUGAUAAUAAAACGCAAAAUAGUACAGAAGAAUCACAGACGGCAGCAGUUCUCCUGAGUGAUGAAAACAUGGACAGAGAGGUAGAUAAUAAUAAAGCAGUUGAGAACACGAAGAACAAAACUGCAGAGAUUGAGAUACCUAAUCAGCCAGAUAUCUCUUCAAAGUUGUAUGAUUUAAAGGUGGGGGAAUCUGAGGAAAAUCUUAUUAAAUCUGGGGAGGAUAAACAGGGUUCAACUAAAGAAGAAAACUCUAUCUCAGUUCAUAAUAUAAAGCCCGCUGAUGAAACCUUGGUUCCAGCAUCUGAGGAAAGUGACAAAAUUCAGCAGCAUAGUGGUGUUAUCCAGGUGCAAGAGAAAACUGAUGAAUUGACUGGAGAAGCAAAGACCAAUGUAUUGAUAGAGAAGGAGGAAUCUAUAGAAAUCCCUAAAGAAACUUCUGCAGCAAAAGAAAAUGAGGAGAAAGAAGUGACCUACACUGAGCAAAAAGAAAUUACAAAGAAUGAUCCUGCAAAAGUUGAGGAGGAAAACACAAAAAGCACUGAGGAUGCCACACAUGAAAGCAGUAAACACCAAGAUGAAUCUCCAUCUCCCAAAUCUACAGCGAAAGCAGAGGCCCAGCAACCAAAAAGCGGUGAUAAAACCCAAAUAACUUCAUCUGUUUUGCAAAAGGAAAAGACUGUAGAAACGAAAGAGUUACAGCAGGCACCUGCAGACAGCAGUCCGAUUCAAAGCUAAAAUCUGACGGUUUAAAAAAAAUGACAGCUUCUGCUGAAGUUAAGAAUGGAUGAUAACACUUUGCAUUCAAAGAGAUAACAGCCAAAAAUAGAGAAGGGCUCAUUAUGCAAAUGGUAAAUUAUGGCACCAGCAGAGUCGAGUACAAAGAACAAUGAAAAUACUGAAUUAUUGUUGUAUUUUCAGCAUUAUCAUUUCAAAAGUACAGAACAUGCUUUUUUUCUUAUUCUUAUUUUGUUUUUGCAGCUUGUCUGACCUCAAAUGUUAAACUGGCUUUAAAAUAUCUUAAA
Girardinichthys multiradiatus is the source of this 2492-nucleotide messenger RNA. RefSeq names its product neurofilament light polypeptide. Gene Ontology annotation, biological process: neurofilament bundle assembly. The record is from RefSeq and is a predicted model, not a curated record. The coding region runs from base 1 to 2205 and encodes 734 amino acids. Gene Ontology annotation, cellular component: cytoplasm; intermediate filament; axon. NCBI's taxonomy places the organism in Eukaryota, Metazoa, Chordata, Actinopteri, Cyprinodontiformes, Goodeidae. The transcript is spliced from 3 exons. Gene Ontology annotation, molecular function: structural constituent of cytoskeleton.